Molecule: messenger RNA, 1468 nt
Organism: Daucus carota subsp. sativus
Lineage: Eukaryota; Viridiplantae; Streptophyta; Magnoliopsida; Apiales; Apiaceae
Product: sorbitol dehydrogenase
Exons: 6
Coding region: 193-1281 (362 amino acids)
Molecular function (GO): oxidoreductase activity, acting on the CH-OH group of donors, NAD or NADP as acceptor; zinc ion binding
Source: RefSeq, a predicted model, not a curated record
ACUGUGAUUUUCAUCUCUGUUCUGGCACCAACAUUAAAAAGAUAAAUGUCGUAUUCACCAGAAGUGUACUGUAAUGUCUUAUCUAAACACCGUAAAUAAAAGUGUACAACCCCUAUAAAUUGUAUCCCGGAUAAAUUUAUCGAACUAUAGAGAUAUAUACACAAAAAGCUCCAGAAAACACAGAACAAAAAGAUGGGAAAAGGAGGAAAUGACCGUUCUGGUUCUGGUGAACAGGAGAACAUGGCUGCUUGGCUUCUUGGUAUUGAUACUCUUAAGAUUCAACCCUUUAAGCUCCCUGCUCUUGGGCCUCAUGAUGCUAGAAUUAGAAUGAAAUCUGUUGGUAUAUGUGGGAGUGAUGUUCAUUACCUCAAGGAAAUGAAAUGUGCAGAUUUUAUUGUGAAAGAGCCCAUGGUAAUUGGUCAUGAGUGUGCUGGUGUCGUUGAGGAAGUUGGAAGUGAGGUGAAGGAUCUGGUGCCUGGUGAUCGUGUGGCACUUGAACCUGGAAUUAGUUGUUGGAGAUGUAACCAAUGCAAGCAAGGCAGUUACAAUUUGUGCCCUGAGAUGAAGUUCUUCGCUACACCCCCAGUUCAUGGUUCUCUUGCGAACCAGGUGAUACAUCCUGCAGAUUUAUGUUUCAAACUCCCUGAUAAUGUGAGUUUGGAUGAAGGGGCAAUGUGUGAGCCUUUAAGUGUUGGUGUGCACGCUUGUCGCCGAGCCAACAUUGGGCCUGAAACAAACGUAUUAAUAAUGGGAGCAGGACCUAUUGGCCUAGUAGCAAUGCUUGCAGCACGUGCUUUUGGUGCCCCUCGGAUCAUGCUUGUUGACGUAGAUGAGUAUCGUCUAUCUGUUGCGAAGGAGCUAGGUGCCGAUUCAGUUGUAAAAGUAUCAACUGAUAUUCAGGAUCUCGACAAGGAACUUGAACAGAUUCACAAGGUUAUGGGGGUCGAAGUUGAUGUGACUUUUGAUUGUGCUGGCUUCACCAAAACAAUGUCAACGGCAUUACGUGCUACUCGAUCAGGAGGAAACGUCUGCCUUGUGGGAAUGGGUCAUGGUGUGAUGAGUGUCCCACUCACCCCAGCUGCAGCUAGGGAAGUUGAUGUGUUAGGAGUCUUCCGCUACAAGAACACAUGGCCUCUGUGCCUUGAGUUCCUUCAAAGUGGUAAAAUCGACGUGAAGCCUCUUAUAACCCACAAAUACGGAUUCUCUCAAAAAGAAAUUGAAGAAGCCUUUGAGAUUAGUGCUCGUGGUGGUAGUGCCAUCAAGGUCAUGUUCAACUUGUAGGGUUGAAGGGAAUCACCAUGCCGUCCUCUGUUGUGUUUAAGACAAUAAUCAUCAGACAUCCUUUUAGGAAGCUGAUUAUAUGUACCUUGCUACUUUUCAAAGGACAAUGUUUUAGAAUGCUACUUCAUUUGGUUGUAAUUGCAAUACAAACUGCAACUGUAAUGGAAUCUGUUUUCUUUAAGACUAA